AGAAGUUUGAGGUUACUUUUUCUAUCACUGAAAUAGAGUUGUGGCGCAUUUUCUAAGCUCGGGCUACACGACUUCGCUAUGUCAAAAAUAUCUUUUUUAAUCUGUAAAGCAUCUACAAGUUAAUGAGUGAAAACCUUCCUCCUUUGGAUUUCGGGGAUUUGAACCAUGAAGUUCGAAUAUGGGACCUAGACGAAACACUUAUUAUUCUCUCUUCUUUACUCACAACACAGUUUUCGGCUGCCCACAAAGAAAGUUCGACUUUGUGCAAUUAUUUAGGGAGGGAAAUGAUGAAAUUUUUGUUUAUAAUACUGGAAGAGUUUUUUGCUUUCAAAGAGCUGGAAGAUCAUAAUAUUACAAAUUUUGAAAAUUUAGAUUAUACAAAUACAAUAGACAAUACAUCUUGCCUUCCAGAUCCGGUUAAGAAAAAUGUUCAGGAGUUGUAUAUUAGAAAUAAAGAAUUCUAUGAUAACAAUAGGAAUUAUAUUCAGUUCGAGUUUGUGCCCGAAGAGAUUCGUACACCUCUUAGCGCUGUAUAUGAGGAAAUCGAUAGUCUUUCCUCUUCGUGGCUUAGUAUUUCUUACCUCAUUUUGGAAAAAUCGCAAACAUGCACAAACGUAACUAAUUUAGUUGUUACUUCCAGUCAUAUCCUAGGAGCUCUAGCGAAGCUGCUGCUUUUUAAAUUAAGCCCUUUUUUUCCAGCACAAAAUGUCUACAGUUCUUCUGAUGUCGGAAAGCUGGCCUGUUUUAUCCAUAUUAUUUCAAAAUUUGGCCAUAAAGUUAGCUACGUUGUUAUUGGAGAUGGAAAAGAAGAAAAAGCGGCAGCUUCAGAGAUGGGGCUACACUUUAUUGAAAUUAACAGUUUGCUUCAACUAAAAUCGCUUUAUGGGAAAGAAAGACUCAGAUAAGUAGAAACUGUUUUUGUCAAUAAAACCAAAAAAAAAAAAUUGAAAAU
Messenger RNA from Zophobas morio, 952 nucleotides. RefSeq names its product eyes absent homolog 4-like. The record is from RefSeq and is a predicted model, not a curated record. Bases 123 to 905 code for a protein of 260 amino acids. Gene Ontology annotation, biological process: anatomical structure development; cell differentiation; positive regulation of DNA repair. NCBI's taxonomy places the organism in Eukaryota, Metazoa, Arthropoda, Insecta, Coleoptera, Tenebrionidae. Gene Ontology annotation, cellular component: nucleus. The transcript has 10 exons. Gene Ontology annotation, molecular function: protein tyrosine phosphatase activity.